Caretta caretta (loggerhead turtle) is the source of this 1244-nucleotide messenger RNA. It is a transcript of the gene DUT, whose product is annotated as deoxyuridine triphosphatase. Lineage: Eukaryota; Metazoa; Chordata; Testudines; Cheloniidae. The record is from RefSeq and is a predicted model, not a curated record. Gene Ontology annotation, molecular function: magnesium ion binding; dUTP diphosphatase activity. Gene Ontology annotation, biological process: dUMP biosynthetic process; dUTP catabolic process.
GAAGCCCAUACAAUGAAUUAUUCUCGGUGAGUUUCAGCCCAGACACUAGAGAUACUGUUUUGAUCCCCGUGGAAAGUACCACGGGAUCUUUGCUGAUCCCUGACAUUAGUUCUACAUCUCAACUGAGACCCUGUACCUCACAGAUGUCCUGUGCAGGGCCGGGAGCUGCUUACCGAAGAAGCCGGCCCCGCUACCUGCAGCACCCUGAGUUUUCCUGGGCGGCUCCCACCUCCCUCCAGCUCAUGAGCGGAGACCACAGCCGAGACCCCGCCGUGUCCCCCAGCAAGAGGCUCAAGGCCUCGGAGCCUGAUCUGCGGCUCCGCUUCGCCAAGCUCUCCGAGAACGCGUCCACCCCGUCCCGGGGCUCGGCCCGCGCAGCUGGCUACGACCUAUACAGUGCCUAUAACUAUGUGAUUCCUGCUAUGGAAAAGGCUAUAGUGAAAACUGACAUUCAGAUCUCCCUCCCUUCUGGAUGUUAUGGCAGAGUAGCCCCACGUUCUGGAUUAGCUGCAAAACACUUCAUAGAUGUUGGUGCUGGGGUCAUUGAUGAAGAUUACAGAGGAAAUGUUGGUGUUGUACUUUUUAAUUUCGGCAAGGAAGAUUUUGAAGUUAAAAAAGGGGACAGAAUUGCCCAGCUGAUCUGUGAACGCAUCUUCUAUCCUGAGCUGGAGGAAGUUCAAGUUCUGGAUGACACUGAACGUGGUACAGGUGGCUUCGGUUCCACUGGCCAGAAAUGAAGAGAGAUGUUAGAUGUUAUAAAUUCUUACUGUAUUUGGAUUUUAUUGAUUAAAAGGUUCUUUUUGUAAACAGUCUUUAAAGAAUAGUUUCAAAAGGGGAGUUGGGAUUUUAGGAUCUGUGAAAGUAAGGGACUCAUAACUCAAGCAUUGUACAAGCGUCUACAAAUCUCUGCCUUCUUGUCCACUUCCAAACUGAUAGCAAGUGACGUUGAGCAGCAUGCUGGCUUGCAGUACAGAGAAAUCUGCACAAGAGAUUUGACAAAGUAUUUUUUGUUAACUCCUAGGAUUCUGAACCAGUGUUUCUAUUGAUAUGGAAGUUUAACGGUACUAAUUACACCUCCUUUGUGCCAGCUAGAUUUUCUGACAUCUUCAGAUAAGUGUGUGAAGCUAUCUUGCAGCAGAUUAAGAAAAACAUAACUCAUUUUCUGGAAACUAACAAUUUAGCUUAUGCCCUGAUACUGCAUGGUGUAAAGAUUGCUUAAUACAAAACUUGUCAAUGAAUCAGUA